This is a messenger RNA of Cladophialophora immunda, 1167 nucleotides long. RefSeq lists its product as uncharacterized. The record is from RefSeq and is a predicted model, not a curated record. The coding region runs from base 1 to 1167 and encodes 388 amino acids. The transcript is spliced from 4 exons. NCBI's taxonomy places the organism in Eukaryota, Fungi, Ascomycota, Eurotiomycetes, Chaetothyriales, Herpotrichiellaceae.
AUGGCCAACGAGAUCCAACCGGAGCCGCUGUCCCCAUGGCAACUCCCUACUGGCAACGCCAUCGUCAAGGUGCGCGCCAUCAACACUACAACCGACAUGCAGUUGGCAUCUAUCGGCUUUUUCGAACCUGUCAUCCCCGGCCUUGAAACAUUUAGCCUCACGACCUUGGCGUUCCUGUUGGAGCACCCGAACAGCGGUAAGAAGAUCCUUUUUGACGCCGGUUCCCGCAAGGACUUUUGGAACUUCCCACCCGUCGUCUAUGGGCUUCUUCUCGAGGCCGCCGUCGGCUUGAAGGUGGAGAAAAAUGUCAGCGAGAUUUUGGAGGAAAAGGGCAUCGAUUUGAGGCAGAUCAAUGCGGUCGUCUGGAGCCACUGGCACUGGGAUCACUCGGGUGAUAUGUCUCAAUUUCCCGCUUCCACCGAGGUUGUUGUUGGUCCCGGAUUUAAAGAGUCCUUCAUGCCGGGCUAUCCUACAAAUCCCAAGGCAAUGAUGCUAGACUCGGACUUCGAAGGUCGCGAGGUCCGAGAGAUCUCCUUUAGCGAUGAUCACAUCGGACCCUACGAGUCCUACGACUUUUGGGGGGAUGGCAGCCUUUUCCUGCUUAAUGUUCCGGGGCAUGCCGUUGGCCAUAUUGGUGCCCUAGCGCGCACGACACCCGAUACCUGGGUUUUCCUGGGCGGCGACGUAUGCCACUUCAACGGCGUCUUCCGUCCAAGUAUAUACCAACCCAUGCCAGCCGAAAUCCCCGAGGAGGCCCUUGUGAACUCGCCCUUUAUCCCGCCUUGCCCGUGUUCAGUCUUUACUUCUAUACACCCGGACCCGGAGCAUGCGCGAACUAAGCCCUUCCACUCGAUUGCGACAGGCAAGAUAGCACCAACCAUCACCGCAGACCCCGCCACGGCGCAGCUCAGCGUGCAAAAGAUGUUGGAAUACGACGCACAUCCGAAUAUCUUUGUGUGCAUUUCGCACGACCGAGCACUUAUCGACGAACUACCCCUGUUCAACGACUCCCCGGAAAGUGACAUCAAUGACUGGAAAGAAGCUGGAUAUAAGACCAACACUUUCUGGCGCUUCCUGGGAUAUCUGCCAAAGGACGGCAAACAGACUCGACCUCACUUGGUGACCGGGGUAUGGCGAGAAGGGAAAUUGGUUGAUGUUCCAUCCUAA